Oikopleura dioica is the source of this 402-nucleotide messenger RNA. NCBI's taxonomy places the organism in Eukaryota, Metazoa, Chordata, Appendicularia, Copelata, Oikopleuridae. The record is from the annotation of a GenBank genome assembly.
AUGGCGAAGAGAGAAGCUAUAUCAUCACUUGACACAGAGGGCAAGUUGAAAGCGCUUGACCAAAUUGAGAAGCAGCUUGUCAGUGCGAUCAAGAACUGUGGACAAGUCAUUGGCGAGCUUGGCACUGAAAAGAUAUCGGAAAAGAAUGCUGUCAAACUGACCGACAAGUUUCUCAAGGAGAUUGACGAAGUCGAAGGUGCCUUGACGAACCAAAUUCAUUAUCUCAGCCAGGUCACCUGCAGCACAACUCACGAGGGCUCCGUUUACGGCCAGCUGAAAGAAAUGGAGCAAAUGGCGACGGCUCAAGGAUCAGCGAAUCUGAGAAUAAAAAAGCUCAUGGAAAUAACUCAUCCAGACAAAUUCCCAGUCCCGGACGGUUGUCGCCCGCAAAAGCCAAACUAA